AUGCGGUAUUCGACGAACGGAAUGAUAGAUAUCAAUGCUUUUCCUUUUUGUGAGCUGGUGAACGUGGUGACAGGCUCCGCCUCUUAUGUCACGAACACCUGGGGGUGGGGGAGGAAUGGAUGGACUUUUCUAGCCCUGGGGCCUAAAUCCUUUGAGUGGAGUGGACAUGUGGGCAACAACGAUCGAUUUCCCCGAGGAGUGCCCGAAAAGUACGUCUGGCAGGAGGAUGUUAUUUUUGCGCUGAUGAUAGAUGCCUCUACGGAGAAUAUGGCCGGUUCUCAACUUGAUGAGCAGGCCGGUCACCUCCGCCAACUUCUACAAUAUCGGCACACCAGUCUCGACAGUGACUGGCCACAUAUGGUCACACAGGAUCCGGACCAAGCAUUCUUGGAUGCAUACCACUACCAGCUCGCACCCAUUGCCUACACUGCUAGUUUAGCACACUACCAUCGUCCUCCCAGUCAUGCGCAGUCUCUUCAAACCGUUGAUCCGCAACCUGAUCCACAAAAUGCUGCGCAAUGA
Molecule: messenger RNA, 522 nt
Organism: Blastomyces dermatitidis ER-3
Lineage: Eukaryota; Fungi; Ascomycota; Eurotiomycetes; Onygenales; Ajellomycetaceae
Exons: 2
Coding region: 1-522 (173 amino acids)
Source: RefSeq, a predicted model, not a curated record